Molecule: messenger RNA, 1030 nt
Organism: Daktulosphaira vitifoliae (grape phylloxera)
Lineage: Eukaryota; Metazoa; Arthropoda; Insecta; Hemiptera; Phylloxeridae
Exons: 2
Coding region: 1-786 (261 amino acids)
Source: RefSeq, a predicted model, not a curated record
AUGUCUUUAAAACUUUAUUUUUUUUUUACGUUUCUCUGUAGUUAUUUUCCCUUAUUAGAAGCAAAUUUUGGUGUCGAUGAAUUAAGUAACCUGAUCCAAAAUACCGGUUGGAAAAUGAUUUCUGAAUUGUUGUCAAAACAAAAUCCUAAAAAGAUUGGUUUUAAAAGAAACAUAAUUUUUGUAGAUAAGACUUUAAAGAACUGGACUCCAAAUAAAAUAAUUAUUAAUGAAAAUAAUUUUGAAAAAAUAUUGAAAGAGGUUACACAGAUUUUAUCCAGUUAUUAUGCAUUGGAGUUAUAUACUAUUAUGAAGCUAUUAAAUAAUUACUGGACAAACUACAGGACACAUGCAAAUCCAUUGGCUAUUCAAUGGACCUAUGACUUGGCUAAGGAAUUAUACGAAGAAUUGGAUCGAAUGGCUAAUGUAUUAUUAUUCUUAUUAAAACAAAACUAUAGUAGUAGUACCAUUAGAGCUACUCUUAAUUUUCGAAUAUUGUGUCCUAAAAUUUUAGCCCUUGUUGAUGAACCAGUAAUCAGUUAUUUGAAAGUUUUAGAGAGCUUUUUUAAGGAUAAUUUCGGAGAAUCUGAAUAUAAUGAGUUUUAUAUUAUUUCUGAUAUUGAUGAAGUACUAAAUAUUAUGUUGCAAGAUACAUAUUUUGGCUCAGAAAAUAAAAUAACAUAUAUUAAAGAUCAAGUUAUGUUAAGAUAUUAUCAUUUAAUAGAAGUUAAUAAAAAGUUGGGCUUUAAUUUUGAUGAAAAAAAUAAAAUAGUUGGACUAUAUAGAUGAUUAGCCAGCAACAAGAUCAUUGUAAUUUUAUAAAAUUUGUUAGUAAAAUUUAUAGUAUUAUAAAAGCUUUUAAAAAUGGAAAACGUUUGCAAAUAGACUAACAGUUCAACUUUUCUUGUUUAUUUAUGUUUACAGUCCUUAUAAGUAAAAUGCUGUUAAAAUAUUUUAUUAAUUUUUAAUUUUAGAACUUAUUUAAUUAAAUAAUAAUAUUAAUGUAAUUUAGUUUAAUUUAUGUAUCAAAUUC